Molecule: messenger RNA, 1071 nt
Organism: Striga hermonthica
Lineage: Eukaryota; Viridiplantae; Streptophyta; Magnoliopsida; Lamiales; Orobanchaceae
Source: the annotation of a GenBank genome assembly
AUGGGCACCUUUUACUAUGUGCUGGAUCACAUCUAUGGUGCAUUAUUGCACAGGACAAAGAUAAGCCCUCCAUUCUUUUCUAGAGGAUGGGGUGGGACAAAGCUCGAGCUUUUGGAGAAGAUGAUCAAACAACUGUUUCCCGAGGUUGAAGGACAAAAUUGGCCUCCAACAUUGGUUAAGCCCGUUUGGAAAACAGUUUGGGAGUCCAAAACCGCUUGUCUGAGAGAAGGUGUUUUCAGAACACCUUGUGAGGAGCAGCUUCUCAAUGCAUUGCCUCCCGAGAGCCAUAUGGCGAGGGUAGCUUUUCUCGCCCCGAGAUUCGUGCCGCCACAAAAGAUGGCUUGUGUUGUGCAUCUUGCAGGCACAGGAGACCAUGCAUUCGAGCGAAGGUUGCGUCUCGGUGGACCUCUUCUGAAAGAAAACAUAGCAACCAUGGUGCUAGAGAGCCCUUUCUAUGGAAGAAGACGUCCAAUCCUGCAAAGAGGGGCAAAGCUGUUAUGCGUUAGUGACUUGCUCUUAUUAGGACGAGCUACGAUUGAAGAGGCCCGUAGUCUAUUGUAUUGGCUGGACACUGAGGCAGGCUAUGGAAAAAUGGGUGUAUGUGGGCUUAGCAUGGGCGGAGUACAUGCGGCUAUGGUCGGGUCGUUACACCCCACGCCUAUUGCCACUCUCCCUUUUCUAUCUCCACACUCAGCUGUGGUGGCUUUCUGUGAGGGGAUUCUAAAGCAUGCCACUGCAUGGGAAGCUCUCAAAGAGGAUCUUGCCGUGCAGAAAGCAGCUGCCAUGACACUCGAGGAAGUUAGGGAAAGAAUGCGAAAUGUGUUGUCACUAACCGAUGUCACGCGUUUUCCCAUACCCAAGAACCCGAAUGCUGUUAUAUUCGUUGCUGCCACUGAUGAUGGCUACAUCCCCAAACACUCGGUUUUGGAGCUUCAAAAAGCCUGGCCUGGAUCGGAAGUGAGGUGGGUUUCAGGUGGCCAUGUUUCGUCUUUCCUUCUUCACAAUGGGGCCUUCAGAAAAGCCAUUGUUGAUGGCCUCGAUCGUUUACCAUGGAAAGAAUCUCCACUAUGA